UCUCGUAAAUACUGAUUUGCUGGAAUGUUUUCCAUAUCCUGGUCAAACUUGUCAGUUUGAGUGCAAGUCGGGUUUUAAAUUAAUGGCGAACACUACCCUCAGUUGUAAUUCCUCGGGUCAGUGGAGCCCAGAUACUGAUCGUGUGUGUACAGAAAUAUUAUGUCUGUCUUCCAUUCAUCAUGCCAGAUUAGCUCUCAAUUGUAGUAGAAAGGUUGCUGAAACAUGUGAUUUCUCCUGCGAAACUAACUACGACCGCGUUACUCCGGACUAUAUCACCUGUAAUUCUAGUGGAGAUUGGAACAAAGAUACUAGCAAUUUAUGUCUCCCAUUGACAAAUGUAUCGACACACAUACCUGAUUCAGAGAUCGGCAGAUUUUUGUAUGUGUACAUUGGAAUAGGAUUUGGAGUCCUGGUGGCUUUGGUAGUGUUCAUUGUUGCGUGUCGAAUUAUUCAUCUUCGUAAAAAAACAAAACCCACAGGGCUUCAGUACGAAAGCUAGGUCAUGUCCGAGAGAAAUCACUAUUCUACGUUUAUGAACGGAGAAUAUCAAAUGGACAGACCGAGCUCAGGAGAAUACAACACCAUCGCCGAACUGAUGGAACAUGAAGACGCAAAGGCAGAAAAAGCAAUUAGAGACGACAAUGAUCAUUACAUAAGUCCCUGUGCAGACACAGCACAAGGCACAUAUAUACAAAUGACAGACCCAUAUGUGAAGCCUUCAUAAAGACUAAAUGGAUAAGCUACAAUA
Molecule: messenger RNA, 748 nt
Organism: Saccostrea cuccullata (small rock oyster)
Lineage: Eukaryota; Metazoa; Mollusca; Bivalvia; Ostreida; Ostreidae
Product: E-selectin-like
Exons: 4
Coding region: 83-499 (138 amino acids)
Source: RefSeq, a predicted model, not a curated record